AUGUGGGACGACGAGGACAACAACCCCUACGGCUCGUUCAACAGACGCGACUCGGAGACGUCCGAUGCUCCCGGUACACCACCUUUAUGCCCUCCCACCACUCUCUACACCUCUAACUGUCGCAUCAGCCNNUUCCGUCAAGCCCCCUCAACACCACCCUCUGGCGCGAGCAGUCCACCUCAGUCCACUCCUGAAUACCACCGACCAGAAUCCACCUACCACGAUGAACCCUUCGGCCACGACCAACAGGACAGCGACCACCACCAUGAUGACGACGACGACGACGAGGACUUGUCGCAAUCGCGUAGGAUCGAACCAAAGAAGGGUGGCUACCACAGUCGAAUCGAGCAGAUUCUCUAUGAGAACCCCGACCUAGACAUUCAGAUCGUGCACGCAGGCAAGAACACCGAGGGCGGAGGCAGCUACAUAACCUACACCAUUCGCACUGGAGUACGCCAUUCCGCUGCCCGACUUGCUGCAACAAUCGCUGACAGUUUUAGGNACAUCGAAGUACGAAGACGUUACAGCGAGUUCGCAUCGCUGAGAGCCACCCUGGUCGCCCUGCAUCCAACCCUCAUCAUUCCACCAAUCCCCGAGAAACACUCAAUCACCGACUAUGCUUCAAAACCCACAAAGGCGAAGGAGGAUCUAGGCAUUAUCGAGUUGCGCCAGCGCAUGUUGACUACCUUCCUCAACCGCUGCCGUCGCAUGCAAGACGUGCGCGACGACAAUGUCUGGUGGCGUUUCCUCGAUCCCAACGCUAGCUGGAACGAGGUCCUCCACUCCCACCCCGUCGUGAACAUUCCCAAGAACAACCUCAAGGCUCCUCCGCUUGACCCUGCCAACCCCUCUCCUGGUCACAACUUCUUGCCUGUCCCUUCAUCAUCGGCAAAACUACGCUCGUCUGGUAAUGCUUCCGCAUCCGGUACACCCAGCUCACCACCAAUGCAACAACCAUCGACUGCUGCUCACUCAUCUCCCGGUCCUCAGGUAUUUGGCCGUUUCCCUCCCGAUUCCCAACACUUGUCAGAAGAGGAUCUCGACCCCUACUUUGUUCAGUUCGAGAACUCGUCGCGCGAGUUGGAAACCCUGUUGCAAGGCUCCAUGGAAAAGGUCAACCAGCGCACUCUUCAGCACCUGUACAAGCUUGGAGACGAUCUUAUGGAGCUAGGUGGCCGCUACAACGCCUUCUCGCUGUCUGAACAGUCCGCCGAGGUUGCUGCUGCUAUUGAGAAGAUCGGACAGGCUUGCGAUUUUACAUACAUCCAAACUCGGGAUUUAUCUAGCGGUUUGUCAGCUCAAUUCGCUGAGCCCAUGCGCGAGAGCGCUCAAUUCGCCGGCAUCGUCAAAGGCGUUCUGAGAUACAGAGUUUUGAAGCGUGUCCAACAGGAGAUGACUCGUGAAGAACUCGACAAGAAGAGAACAUCCCUCGACUCUUUGGAAAGAAGCGAAGCAGAAGCGAAGCGUAUCGAACAAUACCUUCAUAACUCAGGUUCUUCACCACCUCAACGGAGUAUGAGCACUGGCAGUAACGCUGCUAGACGCAACCCAGCCAGAGAUCAGCUGCCUAGGCGUGCAGAAGACGACACGGCAAGUAUCGAUUCGGACUUCCCUCCCACGAUGGGCAGUGCUCCUAGCGCAGCUCAGGGCUCUCCUCACCAAGACCAACCUACCAGUCCUACGCAGCAUAAGAGAGGCGCUAGUGGUAACUUUGUAACAAACAAAAUCUUUGGGCGACUCACUCAUGCGUAUCAUAAUGUUGUCGAUGCAGACCCCGAGCGCAUGAGGAGAGACCAGAUUGGCAAGACGAAGGAAAGUUUGACACAGGUAAGGAUCAUCGGCUCCAUGCAAAUACUGUAUCAUGCUUACAUAUUUCACNAGCUCGAACAAGCUCUCGAAGUCUCGGAAAAGGACGUCAAGGAUGCCAGCGGUGCUGUACUCAAAGAUCUAAAACGCUUCCAAAGCGACAAGGAAGAGGAUUUGAGGAAAUACAUGUUGGCAUUUGCCCGCUGUCACAUCGAGUGGGCGCAACGCAGUCUAGAAACCUGGGAAGAAGCUCGUGUGGAAGUCAACAAGAUUCCUGUAUUGGAGCCGAGGUAG
This is a messenger RNA of Aureobasidium musti, 2100 nucleotides long. The record is from the annotation of a GenBank genome assembly. NCBI's taxonomy places the organism in Eukaryota, Fungi, Ascomycota, Dothideomycetes, Dothideales, Saccotheciaceae.